This is a messenger RNA of Odobenus rosmarus divergens (Pacific walrus), 1227 nucleotides long. RefSeq names its product 8-oxoguanine DNA glycosylase (gene OGG1). Gene Ontology annotation, biological process: base-excision repair, AP site formation; base-excision repair; nucleotide-excision repair. NCBI's taxonomy places the organism in Eukaryota, Metazoa, Chordata, Mammalia, Carnivora, Odobenidae. The record is from RefSeq and is a predicted model, not a curated record. Gene Ontology annotation, molecular function: damaged DNA binding; 8-oxo-7,8-dihydroguanine DNA N-glycosylase activity. The coding region runs from base 1 to 1227 and encodes 408 amino acids. Gene Ontology annotation, cellular component: nucleus. The transcript has 8 exons.
AUGGUGGCUCUGCGCAAGGAGAAGGGAGGUCCCACUGGCCAGAAAGCUCCAGAGACCUCACAGCAUUGCGGAGCCUGGCGUGGAAUUGUUCGCUCCCUUCUGCUAUGCAGCAUGGGGCAUCGUACUCUAGCUUCUUUCCCGGCCCUGUGGGCCUCCAUCCCCUGUCCACGCUCGGAGCUGCGCCUGGACCUGGUUCUGGCUUCCGGACAGUCCUUCCGGUGGAGGGAACAAAACCCUGCGCACUGGACUGGAGUGCUGGCGAACCAGGUCUGGACACUGACCCAGACUGAGGAGCAGCUCUACUGUACUGUGUACCGAGGCGACAAGGGAUGGGUUGGCAGGCCUACACCAGAAGAGCUAAAGACUGUGCACCAGUACUUCCAGCUGGAUGUCAGCCUGGCUCAACUAUAUCACCAUUGGAGUUCUGUGGACCCCCACUUUCAAGAAGUGGCUCAGAAAUUCCAAGGUGUGCGACUCCUGCAACAGGACCCCAUCGAGUGCCUUUUCUCCUUCAUCUGUUCCUCCAACAACAACAUUGCUCGCAUAACUGGCAUGGUAGAACGGCUCUGUCAGGCCUUCGGACCUCGGCUCAUCCAGCUUGAUGAUGUCACCUACCAUGGCUUCCCCAGCCUGCAGGCUCUGGCUGGGCCAGAGGUAGAGGCUCAGCUCAGGAAGCUGGGCCUGGGGUACCGUGCCCGCUACGUGAGUGCCAGUGCUCGAGCCAUCCUAGAAGAACAGGGCGGGCUGCCCUGGCUGCGGCAGCUGCACAAGGCCCCUUACGAGGAGGCCCACAAGGCCCUCUGCACCUUGCCCGGGGUGGGCACCAAGGUGGCUGACUGCAUCUGCUUGAUGGCCCUAGACAAGCCCCAGGCCGUGCCCGUGGAUAUCCACAUGUGGCAGAUUGCCCAGCGUGACUACAGCUGGCACCCCACCACGUCCCAGGCCAAGGGUCCGAGCCCCCAGGCUAACAGGGAACUGGGAAGCUUUUUCCGGAGCCUGUGGGGACCUUAUGCUGGCUGGGCCCAAGCAGUACUGUUCAGUGCUGACCUGUGCCAACCCCACCGGGCUCAGGAGCCACCAGCAAAGCGCAGGAGAUCUACAGACCCAGAAGGCUACGUGGGGGGCACUGGACAAAGGGGUUCCCCAAAUACCUCUCCCCCCAUCCAGUUUUGUGUUGGGAAGGGGGCUUCCUGCAACUACCUUAGGGGCCAGGUGCACUCAAAUUAA